AGUGAUUGUUUGCUCCGCCCCCUCCAACAGGACUCAGCAUCCGCGGUGCCCAGGAAGAAGACCCGCCGGAUCCCCAGCUCAUGCGUCUGGACAACAUGCUCCUGGCUGAGGGUGUGUCUGGCCCAGAGAAGGGCGGUGGAUCGGCAGCGGCAGCAGCUGCAGCAGCAGCAGCGGGUGGGGCCACGGACAACUCCAUCGAGCACUCGGACUACCGGGCCAAGCUGACUCAGAUCCGGCAGAUCUACCACACGGAGCUGGAGAAGUACGAGCAGGCAUGUAACGAGUUCACCACCCACGUGAUGAACCUGCUGCGGGAGCAGUCGCGCACGCGGCCCAUCUCGCCCAAGGAGAUUGAGCGCAUGGUGGGCAUCAUCCACCGCAAGUUCAGCUCCAUCCAGAUGCAGCUGAAGCAGAGCACCUGCGAGGCCGUCAUGAUCCUGCGCUCCCGCUUCCUGGACGCCAGACGGAAAAGGCGGAACUUCAGCAAGCAGGCCACAGAGAUCUUGAACGAGUAUUUCUAUUCGCACCUGAGCAACCCCUACCCCAGCGAGGAGGCCAAAGAGGAACUGGCCAAGAAGUGCUCCAUCACAGUGUCCCAGGUGUCCAACUGGUUUGGCAACAAGCGGAUCCGGUACAAAAAGAACAUCGGCAAGUUCCAGGAGGAGGCCAACCUGUACGCUGCCAAGACCGCUGUGGCUGCCGCUGUGCAGAACAGCCAGGCCAACUCCCCCAGCACACCCAACCCCGGCUUCCAGAUGAAAGACGAGGAUUUCCAGCUGGAUUCAGCUGAGAGCAAAGGAACCCUUCUAACCAGCAUGUUUACUGGUUCCUCUGGUUCCUUUAACCUCCCAAACUCUGGGGACAUGUUCAUGAGCAUGCCGACCCUGAACGGGGACUCGUACCCGGGCGUUCAGGUGGCGGCGGGGGUGCAGUCACAGGUGGAUACCCUACGCCAUGCUAUCAGUCAGACAGCAGGAUACAGUGACGGCCUGCGGGGGCGCUCUCUCUACAGUCCUCAUGGCCUGAAUGCUAAUGGUGGAUGGCAAGACGAGGCCCCUCCAUGUUCCGUAACCUCCCCUGUAGAAGGACCUGGAAGUGUGCACUCUGAUACCUCGAACUGACCCCCCAUCUGCCACGCAUAUACGCAGCAGAAUGACCCAUCGCAGAGGCCCAACCAUUUCCAAACCACCCUCCCUCCUGCUGCUUAUGACUGAUCUGCCCCGUGUCCAAAAUUCUCCCACAAUGCUCGGAUCCUCCAUGUUCUCACAACUGAAUAUGAAUAUUUUUUUCUCCAGAGGCUUUUUAUACAAAUAUUUUCAUCUAUAUAUUAUACUGCCAGAAUGAUAAGACUGGAUCUGUUCCACACAGCUGUAGUGACUCAUGGACAAGAAGUUUGACUCAUAUGUCCAGGUCCUCAUGAAUUGACCCUGCAUCUGCCUGUUUGCUUCCUCUUACGCACCCAGUUACCCCUACUUGGAUUUGACUGUGCUGGUAACCUGUUGGUGAAGCCGCUGGCAGUGCCGCAUGUGGACCACCCGUGCACCGCCACUGCAGUUGCGUCUUGGACCUUGUUAGGGAACUUGCGCAUGCGCCAGCAGCCGACGGUUUGCCAGCGUUUUUUCCCUAAUGGUGGAUUUGAAUAAUUUGUCCUUUAAGACACGUGCUAAUGACUCUACGGAAUGUUGGCUGCCGGCGACUAUACCUGGUAAUUCCGUGCUGAAGCGCGCACUUAACGCGGCUUAAACGUUACACUCACUGGCAGCCUGCGUGAAUAUUUUUUUUGUUUGUUGUUGUUUUACAUUUUUUCAUAUUAUUUUGCCUUGUGAUCAUCGAUUUCUCAGUAAUCUCAAAAUCCUGACGGUCAACAGCGCUUUGCAUUCUAGGGAAAAGCUCAGAAAAUCAUCGUUAGAAAGUUGUGACAUAUUUCCUUACAUUUGUAAUUAAAUCCAGGCUCUUAUCAAAAUCGUUAUUAUAAUUUUCAUACCCUGAAACGUUACCAUGUUUCAGGUGUUAAAGCUGAAAUGGCUUAGUGAGCUUGUGUUGUGCUUCAUUUUGGUCACAAACACCAUGCAGUCACGCAAGUUCCUUUUAUGUUAGCAUAUGUAGCUUGUAUCUGCCACCAUUAAAACAUAGUUUUUUACCUCAUUCAAACUCAUAGAAACCAAUAGAAAUUCAACACAUUAUAUAGCUUAGAGUGUCCACUUACUACCUCUAAACAGUAUCACUUCUACUCUUUUUCGGCAUUUUAUUUUGUUUCUUACCUGCGUCGUUUUUCAUUUUGUCGUGAACUUUUCAUGUCACGUAAUCUGAUGUAUAUUUUAAUCAUAAGGAAACGCGAUUCCAUUCUUCUGCGUAGGACAUCAGACUCGCGUGCAGUAACGACGGCGGGAAUAUAGCAGGAGCGCGCAUACCCGCGCGUGCGUGUACGGUGGAUUAACACGGAUGGCUGUUAACAGCGAACAGUGAAACUGUUGUAAAUACUGCAAAAAAAGAAAACAUUUUGAAUGUUGCUCAUCUUGUUACUAAUCCACACAAAAAAAUUUAUAAUGGGGAGAAAGCAUAGAUUUUCAGUAUUCUGAACAGUGUACUCUGAGCCCUGUCUGACAGGGUCCAUACCUUCUUUAAUUUUAAUUUUGUAUUGUAUGCAAAUUGAAAACCAAUUAGGUCAUGAUUUGUGGCAAGUGAUUCUAAUGUAUCAGAAAUGUUCUGUGCUCAUUUCUAACCAGACUACACCCUGGACUGAAAAGUCUUAUUUGUGGUACAGUAGUUUUGUGUAGUUUUAAACAUGAAUAAACCUUUUUUUUGCUUUCAUGA
Paramormyrops kingsleyae is the source of this 2814-nucleotide messenger RNA. The record is from RefSeq and is a predicted model, not a curated record. Lineage: Eukaryota; Metazoa; Chordata; Actinopteri; Osteoglossiformes; Mormyridae.